Eurytemora carolleeae is the source of this 1963-nucleotide messenger RNA. RefSeq lists its product as uncharacterized. The record is from RefSeq and is a predicted model, not a curated record. The coding region runs from base 1141 to 1926 and encodes 261 amino acids. NCBI's taxonomy places the organism in Eukaryota, Metazoa, Arthropoda, Copepoda, Calanoida, Temoridae. The transcript has 5 exons.
GAAUUGUUUCAGUGCUAACCUUCUCUCCGUCCUUGGUUUAAUCAGUAUCUUUGGUUUGUAUAUCAGAUACCACAACCUGUACUGUCAAGGGAAGAAUGUGGUGUCAGCGUAUAGGCUGAAAACCAAUAUAAAUAAGUUUAUAGAGGCACACAGGAAUGUUCUGGAGAUUGAUAAUAAGCCGAGUAAAAACAAAUAUCAUCCCAUCACGUGCGGGGUUCAACCGGUCAUCUCAGGACAAAGGAUUUGUUCUUUCGAUACAGAGGAGUAGAUUCCUGGAUAUACCAGCACUGGAUACAGGGGAGUAUAUUCCUGGAUAUACCAGCACUGGAUACAGAGGAGUAGAUUCCUGGAUAUACCAGUACUGGAUACAGCUGGGAGUAUAUUCCUGGAUAUACCAGCACUGGAUACAGAGGAGUAGAUUCCUGGAUAUACCAGCACUGGAUACAGAGGAGUAGAUUCCUGGAUAUACCAGCACUGGAUACAAGGGAGUAUAUUCCUGGAUAUACCAGCACUGGAUACAGAGGAGUAGAUUCCUGGAUAUAACAGUACUGGAUACAAGGGAGUAGAUUCCUGGAUAUACCAGCACUGAAUACAGAGGAGUAGAUUCCUAUACCAGUACUGGAUACAAGGGAGUAGAUUCCUGGAUAUACCAGCACUGAAUACAUAGGAGUAGAUUCCUAUACCAGCACUGGAUACCAGGGAGUAGAUUCCUGGAUAUACCAGCACUUGAGUUAUUCUAAUAUUGUAUUUAAUGCAAAUAAGUGCCCUCACAAACCCAAAAAGACCUUGAAGUAAAAACCUAGUUAAAUACUUUUGAACCAAAAAUAUAUAUUUAUUAUUAUGUGAACACCAGCUAAAUCUUUGUAAUAUGUAAAAUUUUGUUUUUAACUAAAAUGCUGUAAAUAAUCGUUUUUAUCAAAAUUCAAAAAUUGUUUUGUCCUCACUACAGAGUCGAGAAUAUGCAUGUUUAAAUAAUGUUACUUGUAUCAUGUGCAAUGAGACUACUCUUAAAUUAAACAACAUUACUUGUAAUAUGUAAACGAGAGAUUAUGUCUGUUGUAAUUUUUAUUUGAUUUUAAAAAUAUUCUUGUGUUAACAGUGUUAUUUUAUUGUGUUUUAGAUAAAAAGAUAAAAAUAAAGAUGAGUUUAAGAAUAAAGAAACUACAGAAGAAAAUGAAUAUUUAUAGAUCUCAUCAUACUACUGCUGAAGAAUACCAUCAUAGGUUUUUGGAAGAAGGGGAAAAAAGACUUGCUCUAAUGAAAUCAUACAAUCAAUUUCUUUAUGAGAUGCUUGAAGUCCCAGACAAGCUGAGUCAAUUAGAGACAUGGCAUGUAAAGCAGUUUGAUGAAAGUCUUCUCCCUGUCUAUGGUUGGAUUCAAGAAACAGGUAGGAUGGGAUGGAUUGAAGAGACAAGAUUACACGGAUGGGAAGGUGAGGAGAAGGAUCAGAAGGAAUGGAACCAAGAUUUUGGAGGAUUAGGAUGGAACGAUGAGCUGGACUAUUUGGGAUUACAUGUAGAAUCGGAGGGUUCAGAAUUAAGGAACCAGUUGGCAGAUUGGGCAGAGAAGGAAGCUAGCAAACUAGAACAAGGAGCCUCUGAGACAAUGGAGGCGAGCAAACUAGAACAAGGAGCCUCAGAGACAAGGGAGGUUAGCCAACUAGGACCUGAAGCAUCCAAGACCGCGAAAAUAAAAAGAAGGAAGUAUACUAAAAGAUCUAAACCUAAUGGAACAAAAGAAGAAAACCAGAACGGUCAGCUGGUGGAACUAGGUGGAGAAUACUUUUCCAAAUUAGAGUCAGGAUUUCAAGUUCAAGGUUCAAGGUUUCUCAGGCAUCAAGAUUUCAACUAUGGAAAUCUUAUUGCUGUUCCUGCUCCUAUUUUUGUAAUGUUUGGUUUUCCCACUGGAGCUCAAUAUAAAAUCUGAAUUUGAUGUUCAAUGUUAAAUGAAAUAUUUUUUUCAG